AAUGUCAUAGAAUGAAAAUGAGAUUUAUAGGAGAAUCAAAUUACUAGGAGAAGGUUCUUUUGGAAAGGCAUAUUUAGUGGAAUGCAUCUAAGAUGGAACUCUUUGUGUGAUCAAACAAGUAGAUUUAAAUUAAAUGAAAGAAGAUGAAAGAAGAGAAACAAUUAAAGAAGCAAGAAUAUUAGAAGCAUUAAGACAUCCUAACAUAGUUAAAUUUAGAGAAGUCUAUAAAACAAAAAAAGGUAGGUUAUGCAUUGUAAUGGAUUAUGCAGAUGGUGGUGAUUUAAGCAAUAAAAUUAAAUAAACAGGAUCAUGUCUAUUUAGUGAAGUAUAGAUACUAGAUUGGUUUACAUAAAUAUGUUUAGCAAUUAAACAUGUUCAUGAUAGAAAAAUUAUUCAUAGAGAUUUAAAAACUUAAAAUAUAUUUCUUACUUAAGAUGGAAUAAUUAAACUUGGUGAUUUUGGAAUUGCCAGAGUUUUGAAUCAUACUAGAGAAAAAUGCAAAACAAUUGUAGGAACUCCUUAUUAUUUAUCCCCUGAAAUCAUUGAAAGUAGAGAUUACUCAUUUAAAACUGAUAUAUGGUCUUUAGGAAUUAUACUUUAUGAACUCUGCGCGCUCAAACCUCCAUUUAAUGCUGAAUCCUUACAUGGAUUAGCCCUUAAGAUUGUUAGAGGUCAAUACAAUCCUAUUCCUGAUAAAUUCUCAACAAACAUGAGAUAAUUAAUCUCUUCUUUACUUUAAGUUGAUCCAAAUAGAAGACCCAAUAUUCAUGAAGUUUUGAAGAUGUAAAUUAUAUUUAUCAAUUUUAGGCCAAUCAUAGUUAAUAGAAUCAGAAGUGUUUUAUCAGAAAGUAUAAGGAAUGUAGAAUUCUCUCAUACUAUUUUACACAAACAAAAUUUUGUUAAUCAUAAUUUAAUAGUUCCAUAUGAUACAGAAUUGAGAAGUGUAUGUUCAUAGCCAAAUCUUGGCAAAAUUUAAUAACAAUAACCAUUACAAUAAUAUUAAUAAUAAUAAUAAUAACCUAGUAAUUAUUUAUUGGCAUUUAAUGCAAGAGGAUAGCCAUAAAAUAAUCUAUUAAAAUAGAAACAAUUAUAUUAAUAACAUUUACCAUAAGUAUAUAUCUUAUUUAAUUAUUUUAGAAUUACGAUUACAUCUCUAAACCAUCUUAAUAAAAUUAUAAUCCAUAUAUUAAUUAUUAGAAAUACUAAUAAAAUAAAUAAUAAUAAAUUUAACCCUUAUAAGUUAAUAAUAGACCUAAUAUUUCACCAUUAAAUCCAUAAAGAAAUGAGAAAUCACCUUAUUAUGAAGAUAGAUCACCAUUAAGCAAAUCACCAUUUAAUAAAGAUGUUAGAGAUAAAUCUCCUUUUGAAAUAUAAAGAGAAUAAGUCAGAUAAUAAAUUAAAAGAAAUGAAGAAAAAUUUCAAUAACUUUAAGAAAAUAAAAUAAAAUAUUUAUAACCUGAUAAAUAUGAAUUACCUAAAUUAUCUAGAGAACCAUAUUCAUAACCAUAAAUACAAUAUAAAUAUUAAAAAUAAUAAUCUGAUCCUGUAUCAGUCAAAGACCCAAUUAGAUUAGAACCAAUUAAUAAUAAUUAAUAAUAAUAAUAAUAAUAAUAAUAAUAAUAAUAAUAAAAAAUUGAUUUGCAAUAAAAGAUAGAAUAAUAAUUAUAAUAAUAAUAUCCUUCAUCUUAAAGAGAUCAAAAAGAAUAAAGAGAUAGUGUAUAUUAAGCACCUCAAACUGAAAGAGUACAAGUAGCAUAAUACAUUUCCCAACCUCCUCCCACUUAAUAAUAAAGUGAUCCAAUCUAAAAAACUGAAUCAGUCAAACCAAGUAAAUAAUAAUUAAAAGAAAGUCAACUUAUCUUAUAAGAAAUAAGAGAAAUAAAAAAUGAUAAUAAAGAUGAUAGAGAAAAAAUGAAAUAAUUAAUGGAAAUGAAGAGAUAAAGAAAUAGUAAUACAUAAUCAGAAAUCUAAGAAGUUAUUAAAGAAGCAUCAAAAAAUUCUGAUGAAUAAGAAGAUGAAGCAUCAUAAUUACUAGCAGAAUUAGAAGAUAUUGUUAUAGCUGCAGAAGGUGGUGAUGUUAAACAUUCAUAAGUAAUUAAUGUAGGUGAUUGCGAUUUAAUAAAUAUGUAACAAUCAGUUAGAGAAAGUGUGGAUAGAGAGGAUGAUGAUAGUUUAGAAUAGAAAUCAAAUGGAUCAAAUGAAAAUGGAGAAAGAGAAAGUUUUUAAGAUGAUGAAGAUAUAGUUUGUGAAACACCUAAAGAAUUACUUUAUCAAUUAUUAUUAAGAUAAAUUGGUUAAGAAUAAUUGACUAAAGCAUUAAAUAAAAUAUAAAAUGCAUACUCCCAAGAUUAUAUCAAUUUAAUGCAAAAUGGUUUGGAUGAAUUGUAAUAAUAUAAGGCACUAAUAUUUAUGUAUGAAUGUAUGUGA
Messenger RNA from Paramecium pentaurelia, 2427 nucleotides. The record is from the annotation of a GenBank genome assembly. NCBI's taxonomy places the organism in Eukaryota, Ciliophora, Oligohymenophorea, Peniculida, Parameciidae.